CUACUUUUCAGUUUCUGUGUUCCUGGGGCAUUGAAUGAACCCUCAACCUUUGUGGUGCCAACACAAAGCUUUACCAAUUGAAUAGGGGUGGAACGGUUCACAAAAUCCAUGGUUCGGUUCUAUUACGGUUCUGUGGUCACGGUUUUCGGUUUGAUUCGGUGAAUUGAACUACAGGAAUAUAUCUACUGUGACUUCAUGAUGCAGCAGACAAUGUUGCGGGUUAAGGAUCCUGUGAAAUCCCUGGACUUCUACACACGCAUCCUCGGAAUGACGUUGCUGCAGAAGAUUGAUUUUCCUGCCAUGCGAUUCACCCUGUACUUCUUGGGUUAUGAGGACAAGAAAGAAGUCCCGGCUGAUGUGAAGGAGAGGACAGCUUGGACGUUCUCUCGUCGAGGCACUAUAGAGCUCACCCAUAACUGGGGCUCAGAGACAGAUGACAGCCAGACUUACCACCACGGCAACUCAGAUCCACGAGGCUUCGGCCACAUUGGAAUUGCUGUGCCAGAUGUCUAUGCUGCUUGCAAGCUGUUUGAAGAGCAGGGAGUGACCUUUGUAAAGAAACCUGAUGAUGGUAAAAUGAAAGGCCUGGCCUUUAUUCAGGAUCCUGAUGGUUAUUGGAUAGAGAUUCUCAGCCCCAACGGCAUGGUGCCCAUCACAUCUUAAAGACUGUUCUAAUGCUGUGACCUAAACAUAAAACUAUAGUUAUAAUAAAUUGACGACAGUUGGUUUUUCAGAAAGGAUAAUUGCUCUGUUGACAACAUAGUAUGGAAAGGUAGACAGAAAACCCUGUCUAGGGCUGAAAUAUGAGAAUGUGUUUUUGUGAAUUCAACACUUUUGAAUGCCUUCUUUGUAAUUAUACUUAUUUGUUUACAUACAAAAUAAAGUGUUUAUGUUGAGUAA
Messenger RNA from Triplophysa rosa, 900 nucleotides. It is a transcript of the gene glo1, whose product is annotated as glyoxalase 1. The transcript has 6 exons. Bases 196 to 663 code for a protein of 155 amino acids. The record is from RefSeq and is a predicted model, not a curated record. Gene Ontology annotation, molecular function: metal ion binding; lactoylglutathione lyase activity. Lineage: Eukaryota; Metazoa; Chordata; Actinopteri; Cypriniformes; Nemacheilidae.